Messenger RNA from Pichia membranifaciens NRRL Y-2026, 3256 nucleotides. RefSeq lists its product as hypothetical. The record is from RefSeq and is a predicted model, not a curated record. NCBI's taxonomy places the organism in Eukaryota, Fungi, Ascomycota, Pichiomycetes, Pichiales, Pichiaceae. The transcript has a single exon. The coding region runs from base 248 to 3088 and encodes 946 amino acids. Gene Ontology annotation, molecular function: calcium ion binding.
GCAGGACAGGUGCAGUGAGAGGAAGCAAUCGAGAUAGUGGAGGGAACGAGAACGAGGCACAGAAAGAGAGGAACGGAAAGAAAGGAAAGAAAGGAAAGAAAGGAAAGAAAGGAAAGAAAGGAAAGAAAGGAAAGAAAGGAAAGAAAGGAAAGAAAGGAUAGAAAGGAAAGAAAAGGAAAGGAAAGGACAUUGUAAUCCGUACAUCUCCUAAAAAACACAGACAGAGAAACAGAACGUCAUCCAGGCAAUGGCGUCGUUGUUGAGUGAGAAGUCAGACAUCACCAUGAGCACCGAGUCGUCUCCCCGCAAAUUGCUCCGCCACGCAGGAUACAACAACACCACGGCCUUGCUGGGUUGGAUAGGCUUCCACGCCGACACCGUCGUGCCCGUGACGGACCUCGGCCAGCUCGCCGACGGAACAGUCUUGCUCCGCCUGAUGGACGUCCUCACGCAGCACUCCGAGUCCGACCGGUUGCGGCCCGUGUGCAUCUCCGCAGACGGACCCAUCCCAUCGAGUCUCUAUGUCCCCAGUGUGCCGUCUUCGGCAGCGUCGUCGUCGUCGGCAGCGUCAUCGUCCCACUCGUCGGCCCCCGCCUCUCCAGAGAAGAGGAGACGGGUGAAGAUUGUUGGCGGCGGAGCCGACGGGCGAGAGAUGUCGAGGUUCCAGAAGUUGGCGAAUAUCGAGGUGUUCAUGCACUGGCUCAACACCAGCAAAGCGUCCCCCUUCCACGGCGUCUCCAGGUCCACUGAUGAAAUCACCAUUCGAGGCGUCGCAGCCUUGGACAUCUUGGAGGCCGACGGGAAACUUGUCCCGGGUCUUUUGUGGAGCUUAUUCUGGGAGUUCGUGCUGUGCCCGUCCAGAAUCAGCAAGAACAAGCAGGAAUUGCUUUGGAUGUGGACGGUCAACACAAUUGCCUCCUUUGAGAGGAAGUCGCCGAAAGAGGUCGAGUCCAGCGUGAACUUCAAGCCGGAAACGUGGAGCGAUAGCGGCGGACUGACAAGGAGAUUGGCCGUCUCUUUGCAAAUAUUACCCCCGGACAGCACCGCCUCUGUGGCGGAAGUGCUCGAAGUAGUGCACAAGACUCACAAAGUCCCGCCUUUCCUGACGCCUGACGACUUGAAUGGCGGCAUUGUCGACGAAUGGAGCAUCAUCGCCUACUUCAGCUGCUGGUUUGACGUGUUUAAUCUUGCAGAAGAAGCAGAAGCGGCAGAUGACAGGACCGAAACUGCGGAAGGUGAGGACAAGACUGCUAAGAUUAGCGAAACCAUAAAGGAAGCUGCCACUCCGAAAAGCAAGGGCGAAUUUUCAGAAUUCUUUGGUCCAAACAUCCUAAACAAGGCCAGUGCAAUAGCACAGCACGACUAUGACAUGCCGCUCAAAUUAAGAAUCGAAACUUUUCUUGUCCUUUCUGCCAGAAUCAUUCACGUGAAGAACAACUUCUUAGCAAGACUAGAGAAGCUUCUAUUGGAAAUAGCCAACUUAUUGGGCCAGUUUGCCGAGUAUGAAAGCUACGAUUACCAACAAUCUCCCUCAUCCAGCAUUUUCAAAUUCUCAACCAACCAUUAUAAACCUGAAGAUUUGAAGUUCAAAGGAAAAGACCUUUUUGAAUUGGAGAAGCAGAUAACGAACACUACGGAAGAAAACGAUGAACUCUCUGAAACACUACAGCAGGCAAUCAAAAGCAUCUCAUUUGUUACCAGUUUCAGGAAUUCAACGAGGCAGAAAAUAUACGAACAGUUCAUUGAGCUGGAAAUGUACAAAUGCCAGCUUUCUGAUAUGCUGCGGAUCUAUGGACUACAACAUUUUUCAGAACCACCUGAAAAGUCUCUUGACAAGAUAUCCAAAUUCAUCGAGCUGUUGAAGAAAUCAGAGAUGGUUGUCCAUUCAAAUGCAGAUGAUUACAUUGAAAGGAACAUUACCAAAAUGGAAAAAUCUUUCUACGAAAAUCACUCGAGCCUAUUCAAUGCUUUGUCACUUGUUGAAAAUGACAUAGUGAACGCCAAUACCAUUCCUGAUUUUGACCAGAGAACCAAGGAGCUGGAGAACAUCAUGCAAGAUAUACCCGGACUAAAAGAGCUCCACUUGAGAACCGUCUCUUUUUGGCAUGAGCUUGAAAUGGUUUAUUCAAGCUUGGCACGCGGGUUUGACAAACAAAGUUACAAAUCGAUUAUCAACGAACAAAGGUACAAGAUAAUUUUCCUCGAGAACUGUAUUGACAAAUCCAUGAAUUUUAUGAUUUCAUUGGAAACACAAAAGAACGAGGCCUCCGAGGUUUUGACGAUUGCGAACAUCGCACAACAAUACGAGAACUCCAAGGAAUUGCGAGCCAUCUCCGAGGACAGACGACAAUUAAAGACACAUCUUCUUGUACAUAAGCUUAUCCAGCGAAGAUUCCAUUUCAAUAAAAACAUUGAUCCCAUCCAGGUCUUGUUCGAUAGACACGACACCGGUUCCAAGGGGUAUUUGACGAAAAGCGAGUUCAAGAAGGCAUUUCUCGUUGCAUAUCCGGGAACAGCUACUUUGGUAGGGGUCGACGAGGUCGACACUAUUUUCGAAACCAGCUACGAGACGGUGGGCAAGAUGAGGAGAGGAAUCGAGUUUCCACAGUUCAAAGCCGUCCUAGAGUUGGGCAACAACAGCAAAGGCUCGGAGGAGGCAAACGUGGACGUUUUUGCAGCAGCAUUAUCAGAGGAUGACUGUGGGGACGCGAAGGAGACCACCAGCAUCAGCUCCACGAACAGCAACAUCGACCGACUACUCCACCAGAUCGAGAGCGAGAAACAUUCGGUGGAUCUCACUGACGACGUCUUCUACCACUCCUUUGUCGAGCUGAGCAGCAACCAAGACGUGCUACAGCCACACGACAUGGACACUAUCCAUCUCCACCCGAUGUUGCGAGUCAACGUGGAGAACAUAUUCCCCGACCACAACUACCGGGAGUGGUUCCAGCAUGUUGACCAGAGCUCUAUAUACCAGGACAAUGAGGAUUGUGAGACUAUCGAGGCCAACUUCGGUGGUCACCCGAGGGAGAUUGCCUUGAAGAACGUGCUCUACGAUCUGGAGAAGGUCGACUUGAGCAAAAUAUAGAGAACGUACUAAUUAUCUGUGUAACCGCAAUGCUAAUCCUACCGUAUCUUAUCUUAUCUUAUCUUAUCUCAUCUCAUCUUAUCCCACUCUUGCUUUGUUUACCCGAAGAUGGAAUAGGUAAGAGGUCACACAAGAGUGCGCGACAGCAUUUUUGUUGUAUCUCGGUGU